This is a messenger RNA of Wickerhamiella sorbophila, 1083 nucleotides long. Its product is annotated as Dol-P-Man:Man(5)GlcNAc(2)-PP-Dol alpha-1,3-mannosyltransferase. Gene Ontology annotation, cellular component: endoplasmic reticulum. Gene Ontology annotation, molecular function: dol-P-Man:Man(5)GlcNAc(2)-PP-Dol alpha-1,3-mannosyltransferase activity. The record is from RefSeq and is a predicted model, not a curated record. The coding region runs from base 1 to 1083 and encodes 360 amino acids. NCBI's taxonomy places the organism in Eukaryota, Fungi, Ascomycota, Dipodascomycetes, Dipodascales, Trichomonascaceae. The transcript has a single exon.
AUGGGCUUUUUGGAGAGUUUGGCCUGGCCGGCAUUAUGGCUGGCAGACGCAGGGCUCACGGGCCUUGUUACCUGGAAAAUACCAUACACAGAGAUUGACUGGAAGGCGUACAUGGAACAGAUUGAAUUAUACAACAGCGGCGUGCGGGACUACAGCCAAAUUCGCGGGGGUACUGGUCCGCUCGUGUACCCUGGAGGUCACGUGAUGAUUUUCGACAUGCUGUACGGAUUCUGCGACAAUGGCACGAAUAUCGUCAAAGCUCAGCUGAUUUAUAUGGUCUUGUACUUGCUCACACUUGCAAUGGUUCUUUCGAUUUAUCGGAAAGUCAAGUUGCCGUUCUACUCUGCGGUGUUCAUUGUUCUGUCGAAACGGCUGCAUAGCAUUUACGUUUUGCGCUUGUUCAAUGACUGCUGGGCUACAUUGUUUGUCGUGAUAGCCGUCAGAAUGCUGCUGGACAGACGCGUUUUUACCUCAGCUCUGCUGUUUUCCUGCGCGGUUAGUGUUAAAAUGAGCGCGUUGUUGUUUUUGCCCGGCGCUGCGUUGGUGUACUGGAAAAUGAUGAAAUUUAGGGCUGCAUUCCUUGCAAUUCCAUUUUUUGGUGUCCAAAUAGCUGUCUGGUGGCCAUUCAAAGAGUACUGGAGAGAGUAUGUGAACGGUGCGUUCGAAUUCGGGCGACAAUUCAUGUACAAGUGGACUGUGAACUGGAAAUUUGUGCCCGAAGAAGUGUUUCAGUCCAAGCAGUUUGCAUACACGCUUUUAUUUGGCCACAUCAGUUUUCUUAUUGUCAUGGCUCUUCAGUUUUUCGAGAAGCCACUCACACCGCGGCACAGCGUCAGAGUCCUCGCGGUUGCAAACGCAAUUGGUAUGUUAUUUGCCCGGUCUUUGCACUACCAAUUCUACUCAUGGCUAUACUGGACGGUCCCACUUUUAAUGGCCGAUUUGGGCUGGCUAGGCUUCCCUGUUUGGGCUGCCCUGGAGUACGCAUGGAAUGUCUUUCCGGCCACUGCGCUUUCGUCUAGAAUUGGGGUUGCCGGACUCGCCGCAUUAGUUAUUGGAGGUAUGAGCAAAUCUAGACACGAAUAA